AUGACGAAACUCUUUACCCCCAUCCACGUCGGUCGCCUGGACCUUUCCAGCCGCAUCGUCAUGGCCCCAAUGACUCGCUUCCGCGCCGACGACAACCAUACCCCGCUACCAAUGGUCGCCGAAUACUACGCCCAGCGAGCCUCAACACCAGGAACGCUCCUAAUCACCGAAGCCACCUUCAUCACACCCCAAGCGGGUGGUGCACCAAACAUCCCAGGAAUCUGGAACGACGCCCAGAUCGCCGCCUGGAAGGAGGUCACUUCCGCCGUGCACGCCAAGGGCUCCUACAUCUACCUCCAACUAUGGGCUCUAGGCCGCGUCGCAAACGCCGACCAACUCAAAUCCGAAGGCGGCUUCCCCGUCGUCUCUAGCAGCCCGAACCCUGUCACUCCCGACGCUCCAGUCCCACAUGCACUCACGGAAUCCGAGAUCCAAGACUGGAUCAAGGACUACGCCCAAGCCGCUCGCAACGCCGUCGCAGCAGGCUUCGACGGCGUCGAGAUCCACGCUGCCAACGGCUACCUCAUUGACCAGUUCACUCAGGACACCGUGAACACCCGCACGGAUCGCUGGGGCGGCAGCGUCGAGAACCGCGCCCGUUUCGCAGUCGAAGUAACUCGCGCCGUGGUCUCCGCCGUCGGCGCAGACCGCACGGGUAUCCGCUUCAGCCCCUUCAGCCCCUUCCAGGGAAUGCGCAUGGCCGACCCAAUUCCGCAGUUCAGCUACCUGGCGCGCGCAAUGGCCGAGUUCAAACUUGCAUACGUGCACGUCGUCGAGUCGCGGAUUGCGGGUAACGCCGACGUCGAAGCGACGGAUCAAUUGGAUUUCUUCCUCGAGGCGUAUGGGAAGACUAGCCCCGUUAUUAUUGCGGGCGGUUACAAACCCGAUUCGGCGCGCGACGCGGUUGAUAACAAGUACAAGGAUUACGACGCGAUUAUUGGGUUCGGACGGCCGUUUAUUUCGAACCCGGAUUUGCCGUUUAGGGUUCUGAAGGGCUUGCCGCUUCAUCCUUAUGAGAGAGAUACUUUCUAUCUGCCCAAGGACCCGAAGGGAUACGUUGAUUAUGAGUUCAGUGCGGAGUUUAAGACUGCGCAGGCGGCGGCUUAG
Molecule: messenger RNA, 1107 nt
Organism: Penicillium cinerascens
Lineage: Eukaryota; Fungi; Ascomycota; Eurotiomycetes; Eurotiales; Aspergillaceae
Product: alkene reductase
Exons: 1
Coding region: 1-1107 (368 amino acids)
Molecular function (GO): NADPH dehydrogenase activity; FMN binding
Source: RefSeq, a predicted model, not a curated record